AUGAGCUUAAACUUUAGCGACGAUGAUGAUGUGUACACCCAGGAUGGGGCGAAAAAUGGAGAGGGAGAUGACUUAAAUGCGGGAGCAGGAGAGGACCCCACGGGGAGCGUGGCGGAGGACUACACGGGGUACGCGGCAGAGGACUACAUGGGAGACGCGGUGGACGAUCCCGUUGAGGAAGAGCGCAAUGAACAGGAGGAAAAGAAGAAACGGAAAAAAGCAUGGUCGUUGAAUAAAAUUACUAGCUACAUUAGGAAGAAGCGGAAGAGCGAGCAGAGGAACAGCUACACAGACAAGUGGAACGACUCGCAUGGAGGUGAUAAUCAGGGCAGUAGCGAUGGGGAAGGCGGCAGUGACGAUGACGCAAUGGGGGAUGAAAUGGGCGAUGAAGAAGACGAGCUGCAAAAGUACAAAAGAAAAAUUGAUUACAACGAAAAGCACUACACCGCAGCCAUUCGGAAGAUACUACAGUGCGUGACGAAUGACUACAAAACUGUUGUUAUUGCAAAGUUGUUCGAAAAUCAAGUGCUCAAAAAGUACUUAAUUUUACCUGACCAGUCAGAUUUUUUUAAAAAUAGCAAAAUUGAAUAUAUCGGGAGGAAUACGUCUGUCCCUAUUAUAAGAAGGAAGAAUUAUUUGCUGGCAAUAAAAAAAAGCUAG
Messenger RNA from Plasmodium cynomolgi strain B, 660 nucleotides. RefSeq lists its product as hypothetical. The record is from RefSeq and is a predicted model, not a curated record. NCBI's taxonomy places the organism in Eukaryota, Apicomplexa, Aconoidasida, Haemosporida, Plasmodiidae. The transcript has 3 exons. The coding region runs from base 1 to 660 and encodes 219 amino acids.